CUGAAAUAAUUACAGUAUAUACGAUUCUUUAAUUAUAUUACAAAACUUAAACAAUAAAAUAUUCCAUUAAACUCCCAAUUAAAUAUGAAACGAGCCUAACUGUUAUACCCAAACAAACAUGCAAUGAGCUAGUUGGUUUUACUCUAUACAUUCAAAUUAAAUUUUUUUAAUGUCCUGGCAGAUGCGAUGCAGAUUCUCCAGUAUUUGUUCAAUAAGGAUAACCCUAAUUGUAAUGGCAAGUAUUGUACUUGGAACCCUGUACUGUCGAAUACUGGGCAUGCAAGCUUCAACCCACCUCACAAGACCUGGUAAGACUGUCACACAAUCACCUAAUAUCUCAAACCCAAUGCAAGAUCUGCCUUGGAUGAUGAUUCAAGAUACUGGACAACUCCCCAAUACAGAGGCAAGCACCUUGAUCAACGAUGAGUCCAAGAUUUAUCAAUAUACUCCAAAUAACAUUAGGCCUAUUGUCCCAAAAAAACGUAACCAAGUAAAUGCUAACGCUUACAAAAUAGAGCUAACAGAUGACAUAGGGGAUGACAUUCAAUCAAAUACUAAGCAACAACAUCUGGAACAAAUCCUGGAAGGUGUUGAACGCAUUCAUAAAGCAGCACGUGCCUACAUGGAAAAAAUUGGGUAUGACCCACCACAAAGGAAAAAUUUCCUCCAAACCAAAUGGCAACAGGCAAAAGAUCAACAAAAUACUACAAAAAUAAACAGUGCUGAUCAAAUAUACACUCAAGAGAUAAAUAACACACACCACAAAAGCAAACUGCAGGAAACUAAUGUAAAUUUUCAACAUUUCCGAAGACAUGUUCUACCAGGCACCCAUGACAGUGCAAAUAUCACUUAUUAUAACACACAAGAGGAAAGAUCCACUCACAACUCCUUCACAGAAAAUUCAUGUGAUAUACUGCUAAACCUUGCUCCUUGUUCGUGUACACGUCACUUGACGCCUGCAACACCAUGUCCAAAUGAGACAAUAGGGCAAAGCCAAAUACAUACAAAAAUAUACGACGAAAUGAAGGAAUCAACAUGCAAUGACUGGGCGACUAUGCGAGGAACUAAUCAGUCUGUAGUAAGCUUUAGCUUAUUUGGCAAAUUCCCGAGCUCCUACUACAGUGGAGCUUUUACUCUGAUGCAGAGGCUAUCACGGGUGUACCCGGGUUGGUCAGUUCGGUUUUAUCACGACCUGGACUUCUCCGACCCAGUCAAGAAGAAGUGGAUGUGCUCCCUUGCAUGCAAAUACAAACAGCUAGAUUUUUGUUAUGUUGGAAAUCUCCCGGGAGACCUUGGUGACAUACAGUGGACAAUAGGAACCGUUUGGAGACUAGCUGUGAUGGGAGAUCCACUGGUACAGAGAUUUAUCAUACGGGACACCGACUCCCCUAUUUUACAGCGUGAAGUUGAUGCCGUACAAGAAUGGCUGAAUUCUGAUAAGUGUUUCCAUAUGAUGCGGGACAACCCAGCACACAGCGAGGCUAUCAUGGGAGGCACAUGGGGAGGUUGCGGCACCUGGCACCUUGAGGCAAUGCCACGACUGAGGGACCUUGUGUUCAGAUGGUCAAAAAACAAGUCCAGAGUGUCACAGGACCAAAUCAACGUUGUGCAACUACUGUGGCCAACUCUGAAGAAAAGUCAUCUUGCCCACGAUGCAUAUUGGUGCCACAAAUUCCCUGGCUCUCGCCCGUUCCCUUCCAGAAGACAAAAUUACACUUUUGUGGGCAUGAGAUCAUUCAGGGCUGAUUAUUCUGGUGACAGAAUCCAUGAACCUUGCCCUAUACAGUGCAGACCGGCUCACCAUAAGGACUGGAAAUAUUGCUAAGCAUAAAAAAAAAAAAACAUCAUUUUGCCCGAAACGCAUUGCGUAAUAGUGGCUUUAGGCAUUGUAUGUACUAGCUCUAUCUAUAUAUCAAUCCUUUAAUGUAACAUCACUUGUAUGUAUGUACCUUACCUGAAUAAACAUAUUUAUUUAUAUUUAUUUAUCAGCACACACAUGGGCAUACGUGAUGAUACUCACAUUUUCACAAAUCCUGAUGUACUCAAAACAUGCAUGCGCAUCUACACGCAAUUGCAUACACACAAGGAAACAAAAAACAAAAAUAACAAAGACUGGAAAAAUGGACACACUAAGGACAGACAUAUAUUAGUAGCAUCUGGAGAGCAUUAAAUAGGCUGUUUGAAAAUGGCUAACCAAAUGGUUAGAGUAAGCAAAAUGACCACUGAGGUGUUAUGGCAAUUGCACAGUCAAAUAAGCAGCAACUCAACAGUAGAAGACCAAGUUAUUAGAUUGAAAUCAAUGGAAACUUCCUCGGUUCAAGUGACAAGAUAGUCUGCAAAGACAUCAACAGGAGCUUCCAGAGACUCAAAGUAGAGCCAGAAUGGAAGGCUGGUGGAUAAUGAUAAUGGAAAGCCAGAAGUCAUUAUGUAGGAUAUAGUAGUAGUAACUGAAGAGAUAAUAAAAAUCACCUGGAAGAAUUAGAUGUAAGCAAAGCAAUAGGACCACACAAGAGUUUUGUCAUGUAUAUAGAAAGAGGCAACAGAGAUGCAAUGUAAUACUGAGUCACAAUAAUGUGGCUCAAGAUAUGAUGACCAAACUACACAUCAGAAAAUGGAGACACGACGACGUUUUGGUCCGUCCUGGACCAUUAUCAAGUUGCGUGACAAGACUUGAUAAUGGACCAGAAUGGGCUGAGGCGUAGUCUUUUCUCCAUUUUGUGACAUGUGGCUUGGUCAUCACAUGACAUAAUCCUCUAAGGUCUAUACUGUACCGUUUCAUUAGCCAAUACAGUAUAUAGAGAAGUCACAAAAACCUGGAAGACAGCAUGUAGUGUCCAUACUGAAGAAAGAAAAGAUAUAUGCUCCUUAGAAGAGGAGCAAGAGAAGGAUCCUCUUGUGUAGUGUGGAUUGCAGCAGGAUAAAAGUGAUGAAAACCCCCAGGAUGAAGCUGGUGUGAGGACUUGAGUACACAUAUGACUCUGGGGCCAGAUUCACGAAGCAGUUACGCAAGCACUUACGAACCUGUACUGUACAUCUUUCCUCAAUCUUUGACGGCUUUGGUUACAUUUAUUAAACAGUUUACAAGCAUGAAAA
This is a messenger RNA of Procambarus clarkii (red swamp crayfish), 3093 nucleotides long. Lineage: Eukaryota; Metazoa; Arthropoda; Malacostraca; Decapoda; Cambaridae. The record is from RefSeq and is a predicted model, not a curated record.